CGCGCGAGCGAGCGCCGAGGUAGGGUCGGGUCCGGUCGGGUCCGGUCGGGUCCGGUCGGGAUGGGCGGCGCCUCUGCCAGCGGCCGCCGGUAACCGGCAGUCCCGAGCGCCGCGGCUGCCCUCGCCUCCGUUGUUCGACCACUCCUGUGGGAUGAAAAUGGUGGAGCCAGUGGGAUUCGUGGAGGCCUGGAAGGCUCAGUUCCCCGAGUCCGAACCGCCCAAGAUGGAGCUGCGGAGCGUUGGCGACAUCGAGCAGGAGCUGGAGAGCUGCAAGUGCAGCAUUCGGAAGCUGGAGCUGGAGGUGAACAAGGAGCGGUUCCGCAUGAUCUACCUGCAGACGUUGCUGGCCAAGGAGAGGAAGAGCUACGACAAGCAAAGAUGGGGCUUCAGGAAGUCCGUGGUGCUUGUGGAGCAAGUGGGCACGGAGCAGCCCCUGGAACCUCCACCCGCAGAAGGGCUGGAGGGGGAAAGGAGCAAGUCUCACCCCGCUGAGGACAAUUCUAAGAGGCAUUCCGGGGGAGAGGAAUGGUUGCUGGACUCUCGGAGCGAGGUGGCAAGCUCACCGACCAGGCAAAGGGCAUCUUCGCUGAGGAAGGUGGUGGCAGUGCCCGAGAGAGAGGCAUUGCGAGCUGUCGGCCAGGAUCCUGAACAGAUGGAAAGAAAGGAUAAAGCUGCAGCAGGCACAAGCGUAGCUGCAUUGAGGUCCAAUUUUGAAAGGAUAAAAAGAACCAAUUCCCAUUCCUCUGGGGACGGGAAAGGCAUGGAAAAGCCUCUGUAUGUCAAUGUAGAAUAUCACCGUGAGAAAGGAUUGGUGAAAGUCAAUGACAGGGAGGUAUCUGACAAGAUCAGCACAAUAGGGAGCCAGGCCAUGCAGAUGGAGCGCAAGAAAUCAUUGCACUCUUUGCCAGUGACAGAAUCUGCAGAGUAUCAUAUGCCUGCUUACAGAGGCAGGACCACAGAAAGCAGCUGUGGCUAUGACCCAGAGUAUGAUGAUUUGGAUCUUAAUCCAAGAUUUUUGAAGGAUAAUGUGAUCCAUGCCACUGCUAAUGGAGGUAAACCAGACAAGAUACCUUGGCAGCAAGAAUUCCAACCAUAUGAAAGUGUUUUUAUUGGGGGAAUGUUGCAGGACAAUGAUGGUAAAACGAGUAGUGACUUGCGAGACUGUGGGAAACUGCAGAAUACCACGGAUCAGGAGAAACAUCUAACGUGGCCACGGAGGUCUUAUUCACCUGGUAGUGCUGAUGACGUUGGGGGAGGAUAUACGCCAGAUUGCAGCUCUAAUGAAAACUUAACUUCAAGUGAGGAUGAUUUUUCUUCAGGUCAGUCAAGCCACGUCUCCCCCAGUCCCACCAGCUAUCAUAUUUUUCGGGAAAAAAGUCGGUCUCCUUCUCAAAAUUCUCAGCAGUCGUUUGAUAGUAGCAGUCCGCCCACACCACAGUCACAAAAACGACACAAGCACCAGGUUACCGUACAGGAAGCAACGAUCGUUGGUCUCCGGAAACCAGGACAGAUUUGGGCAACUGAAGUUGAUCUUGCCCGUAGAAAUACUCAAGAGGAUAGUUUCCAUGGAGAUCCAGGAUCGCUCUACAACUUACCGCCAACAUAUUCGUAUGAUGCAGAUCGGGUUGAAGAUCAAAGCAGGAACCGGGAUACCAUGCCCUACAUUGAUGACUCGCCUUCCUCGUCACCUCAGCUCAGUUCGAAAAGUAGAGGCAGCAGAGACACAGUAUCAUCUGGAUCCCUGGAGUCAAGUAAAUCAAGCGAACCUGAUUUGGAGAAAGGGUUGGAGAUGCGAAAGUGGGUUCUAUCUGGAAUCUUAGCCAGCGAGGAAACGUACCUGAGUCACUUAGAGGCUCUCUUACUGCCUAUGAAGCCUCUUAAAGCAGCUGCCACUACAUCUCAACCUGUUCUCACCAACCAGCAAAUAGAGACCAUCUUCUUCAAGGUUCCUGAGCUUUACGAAAUACACAAGGAGUUCUAUGAUGGGCUGCUGCCCAGAGUUCAACAGUGGAGUCACCAUCAAUGUGUUGGAGAUCUCUUUCAGAAACUGGCCAGCCAGCUUGGCGUGUAUCGAGCCUUUGUGGAUAACUAUGAAGCUGCUGUUGAGACAGCAGAGAAGUGCUGUCAAGCUAAUGCUCAGUUUUCUGAAAUAUCAGAGAAUUUAAAGGUCAGGAACACCAAAGACAUAAAAGAUCAGAACACAAAGAACUCUCUCGAAGCUCUUCUCUAUAAACCUGUUGACCGAGUCACCCGAAGCACACUUGUUCUCCAUGAUUUAUUAAAACACACUCCAGUCAACCAUCUGGAUCAUCCUUUGUUACAAGAUGCUCUCCGUAUUUCACAGAACUUCCUGUCCAGCAUUAAUGAAGAGAUCACUCCCAGGAGACAAUCUAUGACUGUAAAGAAAGGCGAGUUCCUACUGCACAAAAAGCGUUUCACAACUGCAAAUCAGCAUCGGCAGCUCAUUAAGGACAGCUUUCUGGUUGAACUCGUGGAGGGUGCUCGGAAACUUCGGCAUGUUUUCCUCUUCAGUGACCUCUUUCUGUGUGCAAAACUGAAAAAGCAAGUAGCAGGGAAGAGCCAGCAGUAUGACUGUAAGUGGUACAUUCCUCUCGCCGAUCUGAGUUUUCAAAAUCUAGAUGAAUCAGACUCUCCAACCAUUCCACUAGUACCGGAUGAAGAAUUAGACACCAUGAAAAUAAAGAUAUCUCAGAUCAAGAAUGAAAUACAAAGAGAAAAGAGAGCUAACAAGGGCAGCAAAGUAAUUGAACGGCUGAAGAAGAAGCUGUCAGAACAAGAGUCAUUGUUGUUACUUAUGUCUCCAAACAUGGCUUUCAGAGUGCAUAACAGGCAUGGCAAGAGCUAUGUAUUCCUGAUAUCAUCAGAUUAUGAAAGAGCUGAAUGGAGGGAAAUCAUGAGGGAACAGCAGAAGAAAUGCUUUAAGAGUUUUGCCCUUACCACUGUUGAACUACAGAUGCUGACAAACUCAUGUGUGAAGCUCCAAACUGUGCAUAACAUUCCAUUAACAAUCAAUAAAGAAGAUGAUGAAUCACCUGGCCUCUACGGGUUUCUUAAUGUAAUCGUUCACUCGGCAACUGGAUUCAAACAAACAUCAAAUUUAUAUUGCACUUUAGAAGUAGAUUCAUUUGGUUACUUUGUUAACAAAGCGAAGACGAGAGUCUACAGAGACACAUUGGAACCAAACUGGAAUGAGGAAUUUGAGAUUGAAUUAGAAGGCUCUCAGACUCUAAGAAUUCUGAGUUACGAAAAAUGCUACAACAAAACCAAGCUCCCCAAAGAAGAUGCUGAAAUCACGGAUAAAAUCAUGGGGAAAGGACAGAUUCAGCUGGAGCCACAAGCAUUACAAGAUAAGGACUGGCAGAGAACUGUCAUAGGAAUGAAUGGGAUUGAGGUGAAGUUGUCAAUGAAAUUCACCAGUCGUGAGUUCAGUUUGAAGCGACUACCAUCACGAAAACAAACGGGAGUCUUUGGUGUGAGCAUCGCAAUAGUCACCAAGCGAGAGAGGUCCAAAGUGCCUUACAUAGUACGACAGUGUGUGGAGGAGAUUGAGAGGCGUGGGAUGGAGGAAGUCGGAAUCUAUCGAGUAUCGGGAGUUGCCACAGACAUUCAGACCCUCAAAGCUUCCUUCGAUGCUAAUAAUAAAGAUGUCUCUGUGAUGAUGAGUGAAAUGGAUGUUAAUGCCAUUGCGGGAACGUUAAAACUUUAUUUCCGAGAGCUACCAGAGCCUCUUUUCACAGAUGAGCUGUACCCUAACUUCGCUGAGGGAAUUGUGUUGUCCGAUCCAGUUGCUAAGGAAAGCUGUAUGCAGAACCUUCUGCUUUCUCUGCCGGAGCCCAAUUUCACCACUUUCCUGUUUCUGUUGGAUCACUUGAAGAGGGUGGCAGAAAAAGAACACAUUAACAAGAUGUCGUUACAUAACUUGGCAACUGUCUUUGGACCCACUCUGUUGAGACCCUCAGAUAAAGACAGCAAAAUACCCAGCAACCCGACACAGGCAAUCACAAUGGCAGACAGCUGGUCACUGGAGGUGAUGUCACAGGUGCAAGUACUGCUGUACUUCCUGCAGCUAGAAACCAUUCCUACCCCAGACAGCAAACGUCAGAGUAUUCUGUUUUCAACUGAAGUGUAAGAGGUAGUCGGCCACGUAAUGAAUUCAGCAGAGAGACACCAACACCAUAAAGCAAUGCUCGUCUCUAACAUGAACUAAUUGUGUGAUAUCCUACCAUUAUCUUCUGUGCUGUUUGAAUUACAGUCCGUGCUCUGUCUUUUACAGCAAACCAAAAUAUGUGAAGCACUAAAGUACAGUGUAUUUGUGUACCUAUCAUGAGCUGAGGUAUUCAUGUCCUCUACGCAGUUCAAGGCAAUUCUUAUGUUACAAGGAUCUAUAAUGAUGUACAGAAGAAUGAAGGAGGUAGAUAAAUUUAAGGGUUUUUUUUUGUUAAUCAUAAUGCCCCUUUAUGAACAGGGACACAAUCACUGUUUCCUGUUGAGUUUGUGAUCUGAAAUUAGCAAACAUGGUGAGGAAUCAACCAUAUUUAAGCAGCAGGCACAUCAUUUCCACUGAUAGUCUUCCAGGAAAAAAAUGUGUUGCCUGAGUUGUACCAGUCCAUUAAUUGACAAGAUUUAACUACUAAAAUUUUGAUGAUUUAUUUUGAGUGCUCUUGAAAGCCACAAGGGCAGCUCCAGUAUUUUUUCUUUCCUAUAGAAGGCUAUGUAUAGGUUUAAGUAAUGUUUGAGCAAUACACUACAAUGCCAUCAGCUGUGCUUCACUUCGUGCAGCUGAUUGAUGUUAGAAUGCAACUUCCCAGGGUAUCAGCACCCAGCACCCAUUUCGUGCCAUAUUAAACAUUCCAGUCCUGCCUCAGUAUUGGUGACAGUGGAACUGCCAAAUAGUCAUAAAAAUCUCAUCUGGUUUACUAAUGAACUUCAGGGAAGGAAAUCUGCCAUCCUUACCGAGUCCAGUUUGACACCAGCUAGGCUAUCUUCACUGCCCUCUGCAAUGGCCUAGCAAACCAUUGCGUUUUCAUGUCAAUGUGAUGAUACUGUAUUGGUUCUGGAAAAUGGCUCACCACCAAGGGCAGUUCGAAUUGAUAGAAAAUGCUGGUCUUGCUCCAGUAAGAAACAAAGAAGAAGAGAUUAACAUGCAGGCAUGUUGAAUACAUUAUGUACUAAGAUUCUCACUAUUAAUUUCUAUUGUAUUUUUCCUUGAAGCUGGUUAUUUUGUGCUUUACCAAUGUUUAUGAUGAGUGAAAAUUGUUUAUAGAUGAACCUACAGACCUAAUAUUCUCCCACCAAUUAAUCAGUUGAGAAGCAUUGUCUUCCAAAUACCAGUUUCCUUUUCCAUGCUCUAAACUGAUAUAUUUCCAAGUCAGAGGGUCAAAUUUAUCACAGCCUGCAGAUGGAAAGGACUGAGAAGUUAGGAAGGUCAAGCCUGAACAGGCUGAGAGGUUUCCAGCAGUAACCCCUCUGAAACUUGUUGCCAACUCUAACGGAUUCACUUCCAUGGGCAGAAGCAACCAUCAGACGCCUGCUUCUCAUGGGUUCUAGUUCCCUCUUGAGUAGAGCUCCCCACACAGCAGAAGCGUGGUCCUACAGGCACAUUCUUUCACUGGACUUUAUCCUAUUGACUCUCCCACCACAGAUGUUACUGACCAGUUAUUUCCAGCUUUUUCGUAUGUUAGUUGGUUUAGUUAUCUACAGAGUAAUUUCUUAUAUAUGUAAUCCCUGAGGUGGUUACUGUCACUUCCGUCUGGUUUCACAGUCGGGAGGUUACUGUGAUUCCUUACAGCGUGGACAACAUCAUGUUAACUAGUUAGUCACUGCAUGUUUUGAUAAUCCAUGUUGAACAAAUUCCUUUUUGGGACCAAUUGUAAUAAGAAACAAGUCAUUCCUGCAGGAACUGUCUGCAAUUCUUAACAAUCUUAUUUAAAUCUACUUUAAAUAUGAAAUGAACAGUUAAUGUGGACCAGCAGAAGAUGUACAUGUGGAGCAUAUUCUUUCCUGAGUAGCCAUUUCACACAUUCCAGGAGCAUGUGGUCUCUCUAGCCUGCUCUUUUAGAUCGGAUCUUGGCAUCAUUUCCACUUCCCUGCCUGCUCCACGUAAUCCUCGUCUUCUCAGUAUCAGUCCAGAAAUCUGUGCACAGUGGCUGUUGUCGGCAACUGCAUCCAUGGCUUUCUGGAGUAGAGAACUCCAAAGAUUGAUGAAACAUUAAAUAACCCCUUAUUCUGAAACUAUGCCCCUAAUCCUAAAUCCUCCACCAGGGAAGCAUUCUACUAAAUUCCAGUGCCUACAUUCAAACUCUCAAUGUGCUCAACCUCUCUUUAUAAAACAACAACUUCAUCUAGGAAUCAUCCUGAUGAAGUUUGUGCAUGGAAGUAAAUCCCUCCUCAAAUAACAUAACUGUAGGUUGUGUGGGGCACCUUUCCUCUUCACCCCCGCUGUAGGUAGGCUGGAGCCAUAGGGAUGAAGGUGGGACGGGCAGUGACAGUGGGGUGGUCGCAUUGUUCUUUCUCUUCGGACAUCCAAAAAUCACAACAGGAGCAGUUCAUCUCAAAUCAGGAAAUAAUUGUGUAAGUCUAUACCUUUUGAGAAAGAAAUCCUGAAGAUAUUAGUAUAAGUGGAAGACUGAUCUAUGAGCACCUGGAGCAGAAAGGUGAGUGAUGUUUCCAGUAAGGCUUUCCAUCAGAUUUUAGACUCUGUCCCCUUUGAUGUGAAAUAUCUAGUUAGUACAUCCCAUUCCAAAGUCAGAGGUGAGGAAUGUGUUCUAGUAACUAUUCAGCAGCAUCAAUGUGCCUUUCCUAAAAUGUAUGUAGUCACCUUCAUGUCUGUCUUGAUAGUCCUGAUCUGCCCUCAUAUAUCUUCCCCAGAAUAUUCAUGUCAUGCUACAUUCAAUCAGGGAAUUUUAAAAAAUGGUUAAAGUGAAAAAAAGGAUAAAGUGAAAAAGUGGGUUCAGCCAUCUUUUAAUAGAAGUGCCUCAUCAGCAUGAGAGCAGAAAUUAAUGCUUCAGUAUAUUUAAAAUAGACAAGAGUGUUCUUUAUACUGUCAGGAGUGUUGAAAAAAUGUGUCGGCAUUAUUAAAACAGGAAAAAUUCUUUUGAAAGCUGCAUUCUGCCAAAACCUUGCAACUUUUUUAUGUCAAUACAAAUAUGUUUGAGGUGGAUGCAGCCUCAUUAACUUGUAAAUGUUGAUUGUAUUGAGUUUUAAAAUGACUGGAGAUUCCUGUAUUGUUACUUUUCUCCUGAAAGCGUUGAUCUAGUAUGAAAUGAAAUUAAAAAUGGGAAAUUAACAAGCAUUGUAUUGAAGGAUUGUCAAUAACUGAAAGGAAGUAAUAGAAUGGGAAAUCAAGGGUGGAUUAAAAUGUUAUAAUAUUGUUAAAAAGAUGUGGUUAUCCCCUUCACCAGAAGACUGUAAACCCUUGUACCCACUCUUGAUGUAUUGAAAUUUUUCAGACACCUGCUCAGUCUAGGAAUGUGGGUUAGAGUUAUUUAUUAAAAUAAUGAGAAUUAAAUUAUAUAAUUAGUACUUAUUCACGUCUUGUGUAGAAGCCUAUGGCUCCAUGCAUUUUUGAUUGUCAGUCGAAUUGAGAUAAAUUUGUGGGUAUAUUCCAUUAGAGUUGAUGCAUCAUACAGUAGCACUGCUUCCUAUAAGUAUUUACUCAUUGUUUCAUGUACUUGAUUUUCUUCUUAAUUUGAAGGAUUAUUCUGUACAAGAUGCUUUGGCCCACAGGUGGUGGGAAUUGGAGGGGUGGAACGGGGAGAGACAGAGACAGUUUUGAUUUAUGUUAGACAACUGUUGGUUUAAGUUUCUGUCACUUUCUAAAGGCAGUUAGCAUGACAGGAAUUUGUAUUUGAAAAAAUCCCAAGGCAUUUGUAGCCCCUGUUUGUACACAGCAAAUGAUAAAUAAAAUACCUGUAUCUAUA
This is a messenger RNA of Hypanus sabinus (Atlantic stingray), 7940 nucleotides long. Its product is annotated as PH_BCR_vertebrate and RhoGAP_Bcr domain-containing protein. Gene Ontology annotation, cellular component: membrane. The record is from RefSeq and is a predicted model, not a curated record. NCBI's taxonomy places the organism in Eukaryota, Metazoa, Chordata, Chondrichthyes, Myliobatiformes, Dasyatidae. The transcript has 24 exons. Gene Ontology annotation, biological process: intracellular signal transduction; positive regulation of GTPase activity; protein phosphorylation. Bases 152 to 4150 code for a protein of 1332 amino acids. Gene Ontology annotation, molecular function: GTPase activator activity; protein serine/threonine kinase activity; guanyl-nucleotide exchange factor activity.